AUGAAGAUGGAAUGUGAUAGCACUACAGAAACGAAGGAAGGUUUUUAUCUUCCGGAAGAGUUGACAAGAGAGAUCCUCGUAAAACUCCCAAUCAAAAGCGUCCUAAGGUUCAAGGGUGUUUGUAAGUCAUGGCGCGAUCUGAUAGAGGGGGUUGACUUUGUGAAGUCGUAUACUCCGAAACCAUGUCUGGUAUUCUAUUGUAGCGACACCUACGCUGUCUGCGAUGUCGAGGCAUUCGAGCCACUUUUCGAAUUCCGGAUGUUUGCUCGAAAUAGGUAUGGAAACACUGUUCACUAUUGUAUUGUAGCUGAUUCAAUUAAUGGUUUGCUUUUGGUGAAGGAAAUAGCAUACAAUAAUAUGCUUUUUGUGUGCAAUCCAAUCACUCGUGAAUGUGUCAGGCUUCCUCCUUUGCCUACUUAUUGCUGCAUAGUUGGAUUUGGAGUGAGCAAAUUAAGUGGGAAAUAUAAGAUAUUAUAUGGUGAUAAAUUUGGGUCAUGCCAUGUGUGCACUCUAGGAGAAGCUUCUUGGAGAAGCAUCUCAAAAGCCUCACCGGGUAGGCCUUUACUAGAUCGUAAUAUUGCUUCAUUUUCGAACGGAAAUCUUCACUGGCUGGCGUCGGAUUCCCAGAAGAAAAACUUUAUUUGUUGCUUUGACCUUGAAACCGAGCUAUUUACCAGUUUUUCUCUCCCUCCUCGUGUUUAUGGUAGCAACAAACUUCGCGAGUAUCGGUUGUGCAUCUUGGAGGGUCGCCUAUGUUUAUGCGACACUUUUGAUCGCUAUAAUAUUGUUAUCUGGUUGAUGAGCAACUACGGAGAUGAGAAUUCUUGGGUAAAGAAAUUUGUCUUCUGCCAACGCGUAAAUAAACCUUCUUGGCUGCACAACAUUGAUUCCUUACAACUUGUUCGGCCGAUCAAAGUUUUAGCAAAUGGUGACUUGUUGUUCCGUAAUAAUCGACUAUAUACAUACUCCAAAGAGUCUGAAACUCUUGCGAGUUGGGGUGAUCGUCUUGCGGUAUCUACCCAUGAUUAUUGCAACAUCGUUAUUUAUACACCAAGCUUUCUUUCGCUCAAAGCCAUGGGGAUUCAUAAUGUUCGGUCAUUAGAAAUAUUGAGUCCAUUUUAUUCAUCUUUCUUACAAGAAGAACGUUACGACUUUCAUAAGAGGAAGAGAUAUUCAAUCAUUUAG
Salvia hispanica is the source of this 1185-nucleotide messenger RNA. Its product is annotated as F-box protein At3g07870-like. Gene Ontology annotation, molecular function: protein binding. The record is from RefSeq and is a predicted model, not a curated record. NCBI's taxonomy places the organism in Eukaryota, Viridiplantae, Streptophyta, Magnoliopsida, Lamiales, Lamiaceae.